Molecule: messenger RNA, 289 nt
Organism: Funneliformis geosporum
Lineage: Eukaryota; Fungi; Glomeromycota; Glomeromycetes; Glomerales; Glomeraceae
Source: the annotation of a GenBank genome assembly
AUGAGUAACGCUGCGCAAUGUGCUGGAGCCUCAGGUUGUUUUGGUGGAGCAACAGCAGGAUCAGCGGGUUGUUUUGGUGGAGCAGCGGCAGGAUCAGCGGGUUGUUUUGGAGGAUCAACAGCGGGCUGUUUUGGCGGUGCACCAGCUGGGUCAACGGGUUGUUUUGGUGGUUCGCCAGCGGGAUCAGCAGGUUGUUUUGGUGGUUCGCCAGCGGGAUCAGCGGGUUGUUUUGGUGGUUCGCCAGCGGGAUCAGCGGGUUGUUUUGGUGGUUCGCCAGCGGGAUCAGCGG